Molecule: messenger RNA, 2820 nt
Organism: Pseudomassariella vexata
Lineage: Eukaryota; Fungi; Ascomycota; Sordariomycetes; Amphisphaeriales; Pseudomassariaceae
Product: fungal-specific transcription factor domain-containing protein
Exons: 3
Coding region: 1-2820 (939 amino acids)
Biological process (GO): DNA-templated transcription; regulation of DNA-templated transcription
Molecular function (GO): zinc ion binding; DNA-binding transcription factor activity, RNA polymerase II-specific; DNA binding
Source: RefSeq, a predicted model, not a curated record
AUGCCCCCCGGCCGGCCACCGAAACGGCCUGGUGAGCCGGACGACGUCGACUCUCCUGACAGCAAUAGCCAGGGCAAAUUGAAGCUGCCGCGACUGGACCGUGGCGGCGCACCCAACGACUUCUCGAGCGUCGUCAAGAGCAAGCUGCAGUCCUACACCAGGACAGGCCAAGCAUGCGAUCGCUGUAAAGUGCGGAAGAUCCGUUGCGAUGCCCUGCCUGAGGGCUGCUCCCACUGCCUCAACCAGAACCUCGAAUGUUACGUGACGGAUCGCGUCACCGGCCGAACCGAGCGGAGGGGCUACAUGCAAGAGCUGGAGCGCGAGAAGAUGGAUAUGCUCAACCACAUCCGGGAGCUGGAGAAGUUGCUGGAGGGAAAUGGUAUCGAGGUCAAGCCAUGGAAUUGGUCCGCCUACCCCCAAAACUUCCCUCCCAAUGUCACGUACGACUCUAUAGGCAACCCCGUACAAGAGGCAAGCGCAGCUGGAAAGGAGCAAUGGACUCAGAUGGGGAACUCAGUCUGGGUCAAGAAUCACCAACCCAAAACUCAAUUCUCGAGCAUCUCGCGGUCUACCCUCGAGCCGCGCCCUGCCGACGUCCAUCUCGGCGUCGGUGUGGAUCAGUCCCCCUUAAGUUCUAUCAAGGGCACUGCACUGUCUAUUCUCGGCAGCACCAUAGACAUUGGCUCGUUUGACACGCCAGAUGCCGAUGAACCCGUACCUGGCGCCCAGGCGAAAUCGCCGCUCUACAAUAAGUCGAUACAGGCUUGCCUGCAGUCAAUAACCAAUGUUAAUCCUCAACUCCAUGUCGACUACCCCCCGAAAACCGAUGCCUUCACCUAUGCCGAAUGGUACUUCCUCAUGAUCCAUCCCUUCACUCCCGUCCUCCACAAGCCAAGCUUUAUGAAUCUGCUGGCACGUCUAUAUGAUGAUCCUAGUUUCAAACCCUCGGUUGCUGAGGUGGUUAUGAUCCACAUGGUGUUCGCAUCGAUUUAUCUCCAGUAUGGCAUUCGCAAUCGAGAAAAUCCAGAACAGCGGGUUCGCUUAAACGACUUGUCUAAUCAGCACUAUCACUUUGCCCUGAGCAAAUGGUUUGAUUUGGCCACGUCUCGAACAUUUGCCGACCUGCAGUCCCUGACCAUCAUCGCUCUGCAUACCCGAUGCUUCCCCAAGCCAGACUGCUGUUCCAUGCUCAUCACAUACUGCCUCAGCUUCGCAACGGAGUUGGGCUUGCACCGUGCCGUGAAGAAGCCCGGCGAGGGCACCAACCUAGAGAAUGAGAUGCGCAAGCGCGUCUUCUGGACUAUUCUCUGUAUUGCAGUCACACUCAACGGCCGCACGGGGCGACCAAUGCCCAUUCGCCUCCAGGAGAUCGAUUGCGAUUUCCCCGAGUUGAUACCCGACGAGCUGCUGUCGAAAGACGGAGUUGACACGUCAACGACGGGAAAGUGUAUCUACGAGGUCGGUGUAGCUGGUUUCAAGAUCAGUGCAAUAUUGUUGGACAUAUUUGCCAACCUUUACUGUGCGAGGCGGGACUAUGCAGAUUAUGUCAACAUUGUUGAAGAGCUUGAGGCCCGGAUUAGGAGAUGGGAAGAAGACUUCGCCGAGCUACUCAAAUCAACCGAAAGCGACAAUCCUGUCCUACCGCUCUACGCUGAAGGCAUGAUUCACGUAGUCCAGCUAUGCCUGAGGCACCCUUCAGUUGCUAUGACCAACGACCCCAAAGUCAUGGCCGAAAACACGCGCUCGUGUGAGCAGACAGCCAAGGCCAUGUUGAAUAAUGUUUACCGGUUGUACAAGCUCAAGUCUCUUGACACGACGUGGUAUGCACUUGCAGUCUGGGUGGCGGCGAUAUUUUCUCAGCUAGUGGCGUGUUGGGAGAGGAGACACGAGACUACGCAUGAGGAGGUGGAGGAAUUGCGGUUUGACAUGAACAAAUGGCUUGCCAUCUUAGCUGAAGGUGGCAGUCUCAUGGGAUCUGGUUCAGGCCCGAGGGAUGCCGUGAGUGUUAUUGUGGACCGUACCAUUGCAUGGAUUGAGCGCGAUCGACAGCAACCAAAGCUCACUGCUCCAGUGCCUCAAGUUUCACAGGACAUGCUAAAGCAAUCCCCGCAGCCAUCGUCGUACGCCACUCUCGCCAAUGCCCCUGGCAACGCGACUGCCAGUCAUAACGGUGCCGACAGCGGCAGUGCGCCCGCUCCAGGGCCUCCGCGCAACAGCAGCAACACCAAUAGCUAUUACACAGAAACAGGUCCAGAGCCUGCCACAUACCCUCUACCUUACAGCGACCCAAACGCAAACCCCGCCAACAAUCUCCCCUACGACCCCAACACCGAAAACCAAUACAACCUGUACGCGCAAGCAGCAAGCCAAGUGCCCACUGCCCACAUGCAGGCAGCUCCCGAACCACAAGCCCCAGCCCAGACCCAGGCACAACCGCAGACCCAAGUCCCAGACCACAACAACCCCCUAUCCACUUUCGCGGCGCAGGCCACCCAAAUGGCCCAGCCCGACAUGACGUCCUUGUGGCGCCAGCCAGCUCCCGGGACAACGUCCUCAAGUGGCGGGAAUACUUGGCAGGACUGGACGGCCGCUGUGGUCGAUAACCAGGACCGGUAUAGCGCCAACGCCCUCAUGUCACUCGGAGGGUCGAACCGGCCUGCGGUAAAUGUGACAGAGGGGGCUGAAGGGAUGGGUAUGGGAGUCAAUGGGGGCUCCAUGAAUGUGAAUGGGGUUAAUGGGGCGCCGGUGACGACCUCAUCGGCAAACAUGCAGUGGCCAUUGUUGAUCUUUCAUGAUGAGACGGAUGUAGGGAAUGCCUGA